CUGAGUAGGAUGAUGUAUGACAGAUGAUGUUGUGAAAAUCGUAGAAAAAGAUGUUUCUCAUGUAAUUAUUGAAUUGUGUUGAAGUGAAAGUCGCAUUAAACGCAAGAAAAAUAUUCCUAAUAAAAUCUUAUUUUGAAUUGAUUUAUCAGUAAUGAUCUAAUAAAGGAGCAAGGAAUAAACUCCACCCAAGAUGGCUGAGGUGGAUCCUGAGACCUUGCUGGAGUGGCUGUUGACAGGGCAGGGUGAUGAGCGUGAUAUGCAGCUUAUUGCUUUGGAGCAGCUUUGUAUGCUCUUGCUCAUGUCAGAUAAUGUUGACCGGUGCUUUGAAAGCUGCCCUCCACGAACAUUCUUACCGGCUUUGUGUAAAAUAUUUCUUGAUGAAUAUGCACCAGAUAAUGUAUUAGAAGUGACAGCUAGAGCAAUCACCUACUAUUUGGAUGUAUCAGCUGAAUGUACCAGAAGAAUUGUAGCUAUUGAAGGAGCAGUAAAAGCUAUCUGCAGCAGACUUUUGACUGUGGAUCCUAACAAUAGGACUAGCAAAGACCUUGCUGAACAAUGCAUUAAGGUUUUGGAAUUAGUAUGUACCCGAGAACCCGGUGCUGUGUGGGAAGGUGGUGGAUUACCAGCUGUCCUACAUUUUAUUACUCAUCAUGGAACUGCUGUGCACAAAGACACUUUGCAUUCAGCUAUGGCUGUUGUUUCCAGAGUCUGCGGUAAGAUGGAACCCGGUGAUGCCCGUGUGGGCGAUGCAGUGAGUUCCCUGUCCUCCCUACUACGUCACAGCGAUACACGUGUCGCCGAUGCGGCCUUACGAUGUUUUGCGUCACUUGCGGACCGAUUUGCAAGAGCUCACGCCGACCCUGCACCGCUAGCCGAACAUGGCUUGAUUGAAGAGUUGGUACAUCGUCUGGGCAGUACCGAGAAUAGCGACGACAAAUGUUCAGUGCCAUCUGUAUCUACCACAGUCAGUCUUCUAACUACGCUGUGUCGCGGCUCUGAACAAAUCACACAUGAUUUAGUUCGCCUGGACCUUUGUUCGGCUAUAGAAGCAGCUGUUCAGUCAGAUGAACGCUGGAGUUUGGAGUGUAUGCGUUUGGUUGAUUUAUUACUCGUACUGCUGUGCGAAGGGCGUCAAGCUAUACAAACUGGGUUAAACCGCAACAGUUCAACUGCCGCAAGCAGUAGUUCCUCGGUAGUGGGGUCCUCAAAUGUGUCUGCAAGUGGUGAGGGUGUGAGGGACAAGUCUCACCGGCAGCUGAUCGAUUGUAUAAGAGGAAAGGACACCGAUGCACUCAUGUCAGCUGUCAAUACUGGCGCGGUGGAUGUAAAUUUUACCGAUGACGUGGGACAGACUCUUCUUAACUGGGCGGCAGCGUUCGGGACCAGGGAGAUGGUUGAGUUUCUGUGUGAAAAAGGGGCGGACGUAAACCGUGGCCAGCGAAGCUCUUCUCUCCACUACGCAGCAUGCUUUGGUCGACCUGCAAUUGCCAAAGUCCUCCUUCGGUAUGGAGCCAACGCCGACCUUAGAGACGAAGAUGGAAAAACGCCACUCGACAAAGCGAGGGAAAGGCACGAUCAAGGUAAACGGACCGGUCACCGUGAAGUGGCAGCCAUUUUGCAAUGCCCCGGAGAAUGGCUUGUUGUUAGCAAUCAAGAUUCGCCGGCUUCAUCCAACGAUGAUGAUUUCCCUGACACCGGUGAUAAGGAAAUGGCUGCAAUUUAUUUAGAUCGUCUAGUACCAGUGUUCUGUUUGCGGUACAUAGCAGCGGGCGGCGUAGGCGUAAAACGUGCAUGUUUAUCGCUCGUACGCAAAAUGGUGCACUACGCACCCUCGCAACGUCUACGUACGCUGUCCACCCCCCGAACUGCGUCGCUUCUGACGAGGCUUAUAGCAAGAGUCCUCGAUACACAGGAUGAUGAUGACGGACAUUUAACCGUGCUCGGUAUAGCAGAAGAACUGAUGGUCAAAGCGGCCGAUAUCUACUUGGAGCAAUUCGCAAGAUUAGGCGUGUUCAGCAAAGUGGACGCGUUGGCUUCUGCCUAUCCACCGCCAGCCACUGAGAACAAUGCUGCUGUGAUAGCUGCAGGACCGUCAAGCGAACAACCCGGCGAAGACGCAUCCAGCCUCACAAAUGGUACGGCCUACUCUUGGGGCGAAUGGUCGUUGUGCCGCGGACGUGACGCCCUCUACGUGUGGAGUGACGCGGCCGCCCUCGAGCUGAGUACGGGCUCUAACGGCUGGUUCCGUUUCCUGUUAGAUGGGAAAUUGGCUACCAUGUACUCUAGCGGCAGUCCCGAACAUCAGACUGAUAAUACUGAAAAUCGUGGCGAAUUUAUAGACAAACUUCAGAGGGCGCGUGCGUCAGUGAAAAAUUCGGUGCCCCAACCAAUUCUAUCUAAGCCAACCAAUACAAAACUUAUACUUGGAAACUGGGUACUGUCUUGUAAAAAGGAGAAAGAACUUCACAUACAUAAUACUGAUGGGCAGCAGCAGACAACUAUAUUGAAGGAAGAUUUACCUGGUUUUAUUUUUGAGUCAAACAGAGGGACAAAGCACUCGUUCACUGCCGAAACAUUUCUUGGUCCCGACCUAGCAAGUGGGUGGACUGAUCGUCGGCCGGCUGUGACAAGCAACGGUAAUGCGACUCAAGGCCGUAGCCGACUCUCCGCUAAGACUGAGGCACAGAAGGCUCAGGUCGGCGAGCGAGCACGUGCGUUGUACUCCCGUCACUUAGCGAGCGCCGCGUGCAGACAACCACGUGCGCCCGUCGCGAGACUACGGGCCUUACUGGCAAUGCUUUAUAAAAUCUCCACGGAUGCCUCUGGUGAUUGGAAAAAAGAGUUGCAAGAAACACUAAACCAUCUGACAGAGUUGUUAUCUGGUGAGGAGCUGCUGUCAGCUUACGAAUUGGAAUCUUCAGGCUUGGCUCCUGCACUUUUGCAGGUUCUUUCGCCACAAGCCAGUGAUGUACCAAAUCAGCUAUCUGAGCGCGAGCGCAUUCUUCGCGAGUGGUUAAUGGAGGGAGACACUGGCGCCACGGUCGCGUCGCGGCUUGUCGCGGUGCUAGAGAGUGUGGAACGACUUCCGGUACUUGCGCCUGUACUGGAUGCACCAACAACACACCCUUCUGCUUUACAUCAUCUAACUAAGCGUAUUAGGCUUCGUGUGGAACGUGCAAAUGACGAUACCAGCGAAGACACAACGUCGAACAACGGCAACCGUAAUCUUAGAGUCGAGGCCUUAACGACUAUUAGACAAUUGGAGCGUUUCCUCGCUAAAUCUGUCGCGCGUCAAUGGUACGAUAUGGAGCGAUCUACAUACAACUUUGUUCAGAGAAUAAAGUCGGAAGCACCAAUUAACUUCACGUAUGACCACGAUUUCGAUGAUAACGGCAUAAUUUACUUCAUCGGAAGCAAUGGUGGUACUUGCGAAUGGGUAAAUCCAGGCGCACACGCGCUUGUCAGCGUUUGGUCAUCGGAUGGCCGACAAUUACCUUAUGGGAGAGCUGAAGAUGUCCUCUCGAGAUCACCAGAACCGUUGAAUGUCCAUACAAAUGAUGAUAGACGUGCUUUCAUAGCUUUAGACCUCGGCCUCAAUGUGAUCCCCACUGCGUAUACGUUGCGACACGCGCGCGGGUACGGGCGAUCUGCGCUAAGGAACUGGUUGUUCCAGAUGUCAGUGGAUGGUGUGACGUGGACUACUUUGGUGACUCACACAGACGAACAGGCCUUGCAAGAGCCUGGUAGUACGGCAACGUGGCGCGUGCGAUGUGAUAUACCGUACAGAUAUCUUCGCAUACAACAAAAUGGGAAGAAUUCUUCGGGACAGAGUCACUAUCUAUCGCUGUCCGGACUCGAGGUCUACGGAAAGGUGAUAAGCGUUAUCGACUCAGUACCUCGUCAAGUAGGCGGUCCCACGAGCGUAGCAGUGACGUCAGCUAGCACGGGGAGCGGAAGUCGUACGCGUCGAAUGUCUCGAAAUGCACGUGGCGUGUGCGUAGGCGCAAGAGUCGCUAGAGGGCCCGAUUGGAAGUGGAGGGAUCAAGAUGGCGCUCAACCAGCUAUGGGCACUGUCACAUCUGACCUUCACAACGGAUGGGUUGAUGUUAGGUGGGACCAUGGUGGCCGUAACUCGUAUCGUAUGGGUGCGGACGGAAAGUUCGACUUAAAGUUAGUGGGAGGCUACGAACAUAAUACAAACGCACGCUCGCGAAAGAGUCACUCAACACCAAGUUUACCGGAUGCUACUAAUAAUGAUAACCAGGUUUCUGUUGCGUCUACGGAGCAAGCAUCGUCGGCUGAUAACAUAUCAGGAGAGGAGAUGGCCAGUAAUAUGACACGACCGCGUAUGCACGCUACGGAUCUCUCGGCUAUCAAUAACUCCACGCACCAUAUUAAUACUGAUCUCGCCACAAUCGUGGAAUCGCUAACUCUGGGUGCGGAAGGUAACAACUGUAUGGCAGAUUUAGCGAACACUUCUCUAACGAAUAUGGAAAUGGGGCCUACUAGUAUUACUGAUAUAACCAAACCAUACCCAGCCAAAGAACCGGUACCGGAAUCUAACAGUCAGGAGGAGGAGCGUCGCCGACGCAGUUCCGGUGAGGCUCAGCGGAAUAGCGCCAACGCCUUGCUUUCGAGCGAGUUGCUGGCCUUACCCGCCACCCUGUUGCACACGCUGCGUAAUAAUGCUAACAGACUGCACAUACAGUGUGAAGAAAACGAGAACAGCGAUGGCCAAUAUGUGGAGCACAAAAAUGAUGGACAAGGAAGCGGCACAAUGAGUGCUAGUGAGCCAGAUUUGACACAACAGGGUGCCGCUCGUUUAUUGGAAUCCUUGGGUGUUGGACGAAUGUCAAGUGCGUCCAGAAACAAUUCCAACCAACAGAGGUCGAACCGUAACAACCCCAGUAGCUUAUUCCCUAGUUUGGUACGUCUAGCGCUGUCCAGUAAUUUCCCCGGCGGCCUACUUUCGGCCGCACAAAGCUACCCAUCCCUUGCGCCGAACGCACAGAAUGCGCUUACCUUAUCACUCACUUCAACAUCCAGCGAGAGUGAACAGGUGUCUCUUGAGGAUUUCUUGGAGUCCUGUCGUGCGCCUGCCUUACUGACAGAAUUGGAAGACGAUGAUGAUGGGGAUGAUGCUCUCGAUAGCGACAAAGAAAACGAAACCACUUACCAAGACUUACCUAGAGUUACUUGCUUGCAGGUAUCCCGUAAUCUUUUAUCUCUAAUGGAGGAGGAAGCCCUAGAAGCUGUACAGCGUGGUUCGAAUCCUGUGUGGCGCGCACGCAAGCCCUGGGAUGACGACUUCGUGCUCAAGCGACAGUUCUCAGCGCUCAUACCCGCUUUUGAUCCGAGACCUGGAAGGACGAACCUCAACCAGACUGUCGAUCUCGAUAUACCCUUAAAUGAAGACUCGGAUGCGGAAGAGCCGUCGGAGCCUUCAGCAAACAGAAGUGACGCAACACUCACGGAAAAUUUGAAUAACCCUGCAACGCGUCUGCCAUCGCUUAAAUUAACACUAACGUCUGGCGGUGUGUCGCUGCCCUUAGAUAACCCGUCUUGGACACUCUAUCGGGCAGUUUUGGCACUUAACGCUAAGCUGCCCGCACACGAUACGCAUAGAGAUACAACGUAUACCUUAACGUACAAGGAGGUGGAUAAUGCGGACACGUUGACGCCUUCGAACGAUACUGAGGAAGACGAACCAGCCGAUCCGGUUGAGCGCGGUGUGAUCGGUUGUUGUGUGGAAGCAGAACGUGGCGCCAUGAUCUCGUGCUGUGUGCGCGUCCUUCGGCGCCUUCAAGCAGUCGUGCCUUCCUUACCGCCACAUGCAUUGCUCUCAGCCAAGUUGACCACAAAGUUGCACCAUCAGUUGCAAGAGCCUCUCACUCUUGCUGCUGCAGCUGCACCUAGAUGGUGCCAACAAUUGAACGACUGGUGUCCGUUCCUGUUCCCACUGGAGACUAGGCAGAUGUUCUUCGCUUGUACAGCAUUUGGUACAUCAAGAACGAUAGUCUGGCUACAGGCACAGCGCGAUCGGGCUUUGGAUAGGCAGAGGGCCGGUAACACUGUGUCGCCCCGUCGUGCGGAUCUAGAAGCGUCAGAGUUCCGAAUGGGUCGAUUAAGACACGAGCGUGUAAGAAUACCACGGGAUACUCAUUUGCUGCGAUCUGCUAUGCAGGUGAUGCGCGUCCACGCAGGGCGGAAAUCGGUCCUAGAAGUGGAAUUCGAGGGCGAAGAAGGCACCGGUUUGGGUCCUACCCUCGAGUUCUACGCACUCGUAGCAGCUGAACUGCAACGCACUGAUCUCAAUAUGUGGCUAAAUGAUGCGCAUACGCACGAAAAUAACGCGCCACAUAUCACUGUGCCUGAGGUAGAAAAACCGAUCGGAUACUACGUGUCCCGCGCCGGGGGCCUAUUCCCAGCGCCGUUGCCGCAACAAUCAACAAUCUGUGAUAUAGUUUGCAAAUAUUUCUGGUUCCUAGGAGUAUUUUUAGCUAAGGUUUUACAAGAUGGGCGUCUAGUCGAUUUACCAUUAUCGGAGCCUUUCUUGCGAAUAAUGUGCGGAGAAGAACUCACUGCUGAACAUUUGGAGGAAGUUGAUCCCAUUAGACAUAGGUUCCUAACUAGCGUAAUAGAAACUGCUCGCGAAUACGACGCGAUAAAACAAGAUGAUUCAAUAAAUGAGGCUGAAAAGGAUAGAAAAUCUAACGCGUUGUUGGUAGAGGGCGCCACCUUCGAGGAGCUUUCACUGACCAUGACACACGUGGCUUCCAACAGCGAUCCAUCUAUUUCAAUUCAGCCGCUAUGCGAUGGCGGAGAACAUAUCGAGGUGGGUCCCCACAACGCCCGUGAAUACGCAACGUUAAGCGCUCGUUGGAUGGUCAACGACGGCGUACAGCGUCAAAUAUCUGAGUUCCGACGUGGUUUUGGCGCUGUUUUUCCGCCGAGACGUCUACGCGCGUUCUCACCACCCGAAUUGCGCUUACUGGUCUGCGGCGAACGCGGGCCCGUGUGGACCAGGGACCAUCUCCUUCAGUACACGGAGCCUAAGCUGGGAUACACGCGUGAUAGUCCGGGUUUCCUACGGCUAGUAGAAGUGCUGGUAGAAAUGUCUCAACGCGAGCGCAAGGCCUUCCUUCAGUUCGCAACCGGUUGCAGCAGUCUGCCGCCCGGUGGAUUGGCUAAUCUUCAUCCUAGACUGACAGUUGUUCGCAAGGUGGAUGCUGGCGAUGGAUCUUACCCGUCGGUUAAUACUUGCGUACAUUAUCUGAAACUGCCAGAAUAUUCCUGCAAAGAGGUUCUUCGUGAGAGAUUACUCGCAGCGACCAAUGAACGAGGAUUCUACCUGAAUUAAUGUCAUAUUAGACAUUUGAAUACUUCGGAUACUAAUUUCUUUUCAUUAAGCGUGCUUAGAUUCCGUACUUAAUGGCAUGUAAACGAAUAACAAUAAUGUAAUGGUCUUAAGUUGGCACCUAUUGAUCGUUUUUGUAAAGUCAUCUGUGGCCACUAACUCUGAAAAAAGUUUCUAGUGCCGGGAGUCGAAGCCAGGUCCUGCGAUACACAUACGUUUACCGCUAACGAAAGCCGUGUCAUCUCUUCAAGUGGUCGGCCUUAAUACGUUCCUUAAAAACUCUGAUCGUCAAAGAUUUUUUUUUAUUAUUCUGUGCAAUACAGAUACCAUGUUUGUUACCAUGGUUACGAUGUUUCGUUUAUAAACGGUAACCAUGGCAACAAGCGUAGUAUUCUAAAAUUAAAAAUAUUCAAACAUCCUACGUCACGCUAUUUCAUUGUAAUACGUACGUUCAUUGGCGUAGUGAUUUUGAAACCACCCAAAUUUGACUUAAAGUUAAUUAUUUUUAGACAAGGCUCCAGAAUUACUAGAAUAUUGUCAUUUGUUGGAUAUUAAUCUACCAAUAAAUCUUUUUCAGAUGUAGAUAAAGAUUUGUAUACAUAACAAUUAUAUCAUGUUAGUAUAAUUCCUCAGUUAUAUGCAGGUUAAUGACAAGCAAUAUCUUUUGUAUGGGUACUUUUUAUGGAGUUCACUAAGCCACUGGCAAACUGUAAAAUUCGAAUUGAACAUACUUAACGUACAAAAUUAUGUAAAUUGUAAAAUGCUAUUGUUUCAUUUAAUAGAGUGCAACAUAGUUAAAAUAGUCAUAGUAAUAAAAAUGCUUGCGUUUCGCUUGCAUAAUAAUAUAAAAGAUUUCAACUUCAGUAAGAACAUUGUUGUUGCCUUAAGUGUGUAUUUUUCUAAAUAAUUGUCUCGAGGCUAUAUUAUAUAAGUCUCUGUUUAACGAUUUGCAUUCAUAACAUAGAUUUAAGCAUUUUUAUCGGAGAUGAAUUCUACAUUUCUAACUAAAAUCUUUAUCAAAAAAUCUUAUGUAUUAUUCAUACUUUGAAGCAAAAUUAUUGAAAGAUUGCAAGUGAAGAGUGUCUAAAAAAUAUAUUAAGCGAAUCCAAAAUUCUUAUGUCAUUGAGCGAAGAUCUGCAUCAGUUUUAAGUUCAUCUGCUCGGGAUCCCAAUUUGAUUUCUAGCGGGCUGAGGCGGUAUUUUCAUCGAAAUUUCUACUUCAAUACGAGGACUGACAAGCAUUAGCUUAAAAUUGCGAUUUCAAAAGUGUUUAACACAGUAUAAUCUUUAAGUUAAUUGAUUUUUUUUUCAACUGAAAGUUGUUCUUGUGAUUAUAAAUAUUAUAAAAAAAUAUAUUUAGUUUUAAAAUUACGUUAAGUUUACGGUAUUAAUGAGAACUUAGGAUUUUGUAGAAUGAACUCUGCUAUUUGUUGUUGAAUAAAUUAAGU
Pieris brassicae (large cabbage white) is the source of this 8804-nucleotide messenger RNA. RefSeq names its product E3 ubiquitin-protein ligase Ufd4 (gene Ufd4). The record is from RefSeq and is a predicted model, not a curated record. Gene Ontology annotation, molecular function: ubiquitin protein ligase activity; metal ion binding; protein binding. Gene Ontology annotation, biological process: anatomical structure development; proteasome-mediated ubiquitin-dependent protein catabolic process; protein K63-linked ubiquitination. Bases 191 to 7360 code for a protein of 2389 amino acids. Gene Ontology annotation, cellular component: nuclear speck. NCBI's taxonomy places the organism in Eukaryota, Metazoa, Arthropoda, Insecta, Lepidoptera, Pieridae. The transcript is spliced from 46 exons.